This is a messenger RNA of Hevea brasiliensis (rubber tree), 816 nucleotides long. RefSeq names its product F-box protein SKIP23-like. The transcript has a single exon. The coding region runs from base 1 to 816 and encodes 271 amino acids. The record is from RefSeq and is a predicted model, not a curated record. NCBI's taxonomy places the organism in Eukaryota, Viridiplantae, Streptophyta, Magnoliopsida, Malpighiales, Euphorbiaceae.
AUGGAUAGGGUAGCUUGUAAUUGGUCUGAACUUCCAAGGGAUCUUAUGGCUUUCAAUCUGAAUACGAUGUUUAGGGUAAAUAAAGUGAUUGUUUACCCUGAUUUUGCUUGGAAUAAAAUUGAAGAUUGCACAGUUCUUGCGAUCACUGAACAUGGAAGAAAAUCUGGACAUGGAAGAUUGUGUUAUUGGAGAUUUGGGGAUGAGAAUUGGACCAUUGUAAAUGGUGGGUUUUGUUAUUACUGUGAUAUUAUAGUUUAUAAAGGGCAAUUUUAUGUUGUGGACAAAUGGGGGAUGCUUUCUGUGAUUGAUUUUUCAUCCUCGAGGGCUAAAAAAAUUGCAGCUCCAUUAUAUCGUGAAGGUAUUGAGAAGUUUUUAGUGGAAUCAUGCGGAGAUCUUUAUCUAGUAGAUGGAUUCGUUAAAGGAGAAUGCGAUCGUCAAUCAAAUGCUGAGACACAAUGUAUGGUGGUUGAUUUCAGAGUUUAUAAGCUGAAUGAGGAAGAACAUGAUUGGGAUCCCGUGAAAAGCAUUGGAGAUAGAAUAUUCUUUGUGGGUCACAGUUCUUUCUCUACUUCAGCUCAGGAUUUUUCUGAACUAGAAGGAAAUUGCAUAAUUUUCAUUGACAAAACUAUUUUACCAAAGAAAGGUGGGGGAUUUGAAAGCUUUCAUGAUCAGUUCAUGGGCGUGUUCAAUUUAGUUGACGGCAGCAUUGGGCGGCUAACAUUUCCACUUCAUAAUAGACCUUAUUCCCACAUAUUUGGGCCAUCUCCAACCUGGAUCAAUUCAGAUUCAUCUUCAUCUUCAUCUUCAUCUGGAUGA